CCGCUCGCCAAUUAUAUAUGGUAGAAUAGUGAGAGGAGCCUGGUUUCAAGGCGAGCAUGUACUGCAUAACGAUAUCAGUGGCAGUGAUCAUACUGCUGUUAGUACUGCUAGUGGCUUACCUCGCUCGUCCUGCACCUCGCCACGGCGUCGUUCAACACUACCACGAGCUCCACCCACACAUCGCUCAGCCGAGAGCGGAAGAAUCGACUGCAAACACUUCAGAGCUGGUGACUGGAAUUGUGAACGGACCUCUGUGUGGAGCUGCA
Geodia barretti is the source of this 266-nucleotide messenger RNA. The record is from the annotation of a GenBank genome assembly. Lineage: Eukaryota; Metazoa; Porifera; Demospongiae; Tetractinellida; Geodiidae.